Messenger RNA from Cricetulus griseus (Chinese hamster), 328 nucleotides. The record is from RefSeq and is a predicted model, not a curated record. Lineage: Eukaryota; Metazoa; Chordata; Mammalia; Rodentia; Cricetidae.
CCUUCCACCCUAGACCAUGGCCAGGUUCAUCCGUAACUUCGCGGAGAAGGCCCCGGCGCUAGUAAGCGCUGCCGUGACUUACUUGAAGCCUCGAUUGGCCACAUUUUGGUACUACGCCAAGGUUGAACUGGUUCCCCCAACCCCUGCUGAAAUCCCUGCAGCUUCUCAGAGUGUUAAAAAAAUAAUUCAAAGUGCUAAAACUGGUAGCUUCAAACAGCUUACAGUUAAGGAAGCUGUGCUAAAUAGUUUGGUCACCACUGAGUUGCGGAUGUGGUUUUAUAUCGGAGAGAUCAUAAGCAAACGUGGCAUCGUUGGCUAUGAUGUUUGA